AUGCAGAAAGGCCUGAAGAAGUACUUCGUCAACAUGGACGAGUACCUGUGCAGUCUGGGCCUCUACCGGAAGAUGGUGGCGCGAGACGCGUCCAGUCUGUUCAGAGCCGUUUCAGAACAGUUGUAUUACUCUCAGAACUACCAUCAGAGGAUCCGUCAGGACUGCGCCGACUUCAUGAGAGCCAACAGAUGCAACUUUGAACCGUUUGUUGAAGGUUCAUUUGAGAAAUAUCUGGAGCGCCUCGAGGACCCCAAGGAAACUGUGGGUCAGGUGGAGAUCAAGGCUCUGUCUCAGCUCUACAGGCAUUGUUUCCUGAUCUACCGUUACCCGGGGAAACCAGCGACGGUGAUCUCAGAGGAUGACUUUGUUGACAAGGUGACGCUGUGUUGCUCCAUCAAUGGUCACUAUGACAUUGUUUACCCGAGGACUUACCCCGUCUCUGCUGCCCUCUGUCAGUCUCUUUUCUAUGAGCUGCUCUACACUCAAGUGUUUGGGUUUGAGGAGGCCGAGCUCUGUCAGGCCAUGGAGGCCUUCCGGGUCGGAGGUCGUCGCUAUAGAAACAGCCCAUCAGUGUGUAGUGAUGUCGACUUUGGCUACGACACACCAGAGGACCGCUGUCACAGGGAGGAGACGGAGUCGGGUGGAGCUUCUGACGAUAAACAGCGUGCUGUGACAGCCGAGACUAAGCCUCCAGCAGAAGCCCCGCCCCCUUCCAGACUGUCCCUUCCUUAUAAGGUCAUGAAGUCCUUGGAUGGAGAAGCGUACCGAAACCUGGAGUUUGACGUGUGGCAGGACACCUGUAAAGAGAUGCAGAAGACGGACUACAUGGUGUUUGCAGGGAGGCAGUAUUUCCUGGGAGACAAGUGUCAGGUGCGUCUGGAGCCAAAGGGGAAGUACUACAACGCCUUCAUCCAAGAAGUAGGAACCCACUCGUCUGCUGUCACCGUCUUCAUCGAGGAGCUCGGAGAGAAACACCUGGUUCCUCUGACUGAUCUGAAACCAGUCAAUCCAGUUCCAGCCUGGAAUGUUGCUGCUCCCAUCAGGAAGGGAGACCUGGACUCGGACUCUCGUGGUCAGCGACAUCAUCACCGUCAUCGGUACUUCAGGAAGUCUCGUGGCAGUAGCGGGAUGAAGGGGGCGGAGCUUCUGAUGCCGCCGCCGUCCUACGGAGGCCCGCCUCCCUCUGCCCUGCCCCCCCGCUUCCAGCCAGCAGGCCACCCCCGCCCACUCCCGCCCAUGUCCCCAGGAGCCAUGACUUACGAUCCCUACGCCCCCCCACACCACCACCACCCAGCCAGACCUCCUCGCUACGGAACCUCCAGAAGCUCCACCCGUUUUCUGAACCGUCACCUGAUUGGUCCUCAGUUGACCUAUUACCACCCUGGAAGGAGAUAUUACCACGACUACGAGAGCUAUGCCUUCAGGUCACGUCGCAGUCGCAGGCAACUGGCGACAGCUCUGAAUAAAGACGGUCAGUAUGGUUUCCCCGCGGAGGCCGAGGAGGAGCCGUCUGACCUGGACGCCACCAUCACCUUCUACCAGCUGGACGACGCUGACAACGUAUUCCCCCCACUGGCGAGCCCGGCUGUUGCCCCGCCUCCCUCCAUGGGAGCCCCGCCCCCUCCAUCUGGCUCCUCCUACAGGGUUCAGAGAGGCUCUGGGCCCCUCCCCCCCGCACCUCUACCUGGGAGCACACCUGUGUGUUCAUCAGAGGACGACCAGGAGGACGCCAGCACCGUGGAGGACCAGGCCGAGUACACGGAGGACUACAUCUACAUCUCUCAGGAUCAGAACUACCAGACCUCAGCUGUUUACACUGCUGCUGAGCCCGCCACCAGCCAGGAUGACCAGGAAAGAGGAGCCGCUGACUCUCCACCGAGACCAGAGAUGAACUACAGCUACACGCAGCAGGUGGUGAAGCCUUUAGUCAUCUGCUCUUCACCGUCCUCUUCCUCCUCCUCACCCUCUUCUCCAUCACGCGUACCUGCAACUGCACACCUGCCGGCAGCCACACAGACUCGCUCGGGUACACACACACAUACACGCUCAAUUGCUAUGGCGAUUACAGCCACUUCCCCCUGGUUGGUUAAUGAGUUGGGUGAGCCUCUCUGUACCAUGGUGGCGCCGCCCCCUUACUCCUAUGACCUCAACGGCAGUGAUCUACCUCGAGACUGCAGAGUCCUCCAGUAUUACUUCAACUUAGGAGUCCAGUGGUACCAUCAAAGCUGUUGGCAGCAGCAACAGGCUUACCCCGCCACCUCGCCGGAUGCCUCCUACCCCUACCAGCACUACACCCCCUACCUGAACCAGGAGCCCCCCCUACAUGCUGGCCCUCCUUUGUACCCUGACACAACGCGAGGCCUCAAUCAGCCCUCCUCCUACUACCCAGAAUCCACCAGGGCAGGAGACGGACAGACAGAUGGACACGGCGGCGGCCCCGCCCCCUCGGGGGAAGGCCCUUCCUCCUCGCCGAGCCACACACCCCCCUCUGCGCUCUUGUACCCGGAUCAAACGACCCUCCCCUCUUCAUCGCUGCUGCACCUGCCAUACGAAGCUCCGCCUCCUGCCACCUACUUGCCCUCUGCCCCCCCUCCUCCUCACCCCGCUCACCUGACCCACCACUCCUCCUACCACGCCUGCCUCCCCCCCUCCACCCACUGGGGGUCGCUGCAGACCACGGGCCACGCCACGCGGGUCUACUGCCCUGCCCCCAACCCCACCCACGUGGUGGGUUACAUCACGGCGCCCCACCAUACGGCCGCACACUACAUCCCCCCCCAAAUGUAA
Molecule: messenger RNA, 2787 nt
Organism: Cyclopterus lumpus (lumpfish)
Lineage: Eukaryota; Metazoa; Chordata; Actinopteri; Perciformes; Cyclopteridae
Gene: alg13
Product: ALG13 UDP-N-acetylglucosaminyltransferase subunit
Exons: 25
Coding region: 1-2787 (928 amino acids)
Biological process (GO): protein deubiquitination
Molecular function (GO): cysteine-type deubiquitinase activity
Source: RefSeq, a predicted model, not a curated record